This is a messenger RNA of Ictalurus punctatus (channel catfish), 1494 nucleotides long. RefSeq lists its product as uncharacterized. The transcript is spliced from 3 exons. The coding region runs from base 2 to 1015 and encodes 337 amino acids. Lineage: Eukaryota; Metazoa; Chordata; Actinopteri; Siluriformes; Ictaluridae. The record is from RefSeq and is a predicted model, not a curated record.
CAUGGCCCAGAACUAUUCAUCCGAAGUUGUGCUGAAGAACACAGCUGAGGCUGUUAUCAUUCCACUGAAAAAUGGCAUCUCCUCCCUGAAUGGAGUCUACGAGGCCCUGAUUAAGGCAGAUGUAGAUCCUAUUACUGGGCAAUGCUCCAACUACAACUACAUCAGACAGCAGAUAGUGCAGGCUCAUCAACACCUGCAGAGGUCAGAACAGGUGGCCAAUUCGGGGUUAAAGAGUCUGGAUGAAAGCUUAGAGAGAUUUACAGAAGAUGAGGGAAAACUGGAAUGUGAUAUAAAUGAUACAGAAAAAACUUUAGACAACUUAAGAACAAAGCAGGCAUUUAAUCAAAAAUUACUCAGAGAAUGCCAGGGAUCUCUGGAGCUGGCCAGGACAAAGCUGAAUUCAACAAAACAGAUACUUCAGGAACAGGAAAGCAGAAAACACAAUGCUGAAAUAGUCACAGGUGUUGGCGCGGGGCUGAUGGUUAUACCAUUCAUUGGAUGGAUUGCAGGUUCUGCCAUGAUGAUUGGUGGUGCAGUUGAAAUGGAUCAAGCAGAAAAUGCUGUCAGCGAGGCUGAAGAAGAGGAGAGAAGGUCUUACAAUGAAGUGAAAAAUUACGAACAUAAAGUAUCGGACUAUGAGUCCAAGAUUUCCCAUACCAGUCAUGACAUCAGUCAGAAAAAUGAUAAGCUGAAGAUGGCACGUGAAGGAAUCCAGGAAGUGAAGAAGCAGAUACAGGCUGUUGCUGAUUUCCAGAGCAAAGCGAGAAGGGCCGUCCAGUUCCUGGGUGUUCUGAGUGGGAGGGCCAGCGUAGCUGAACAUCAGACUCGCAGAUUCAUCCUCCAGGAGCCUGUGAUGAAGGUGAUGGAGGAUGUUAUGAACGCAAUGAAGGAGAUCACAGGGAAUGAGUUCCUGUACAACAAAGACAUGAUGAGACUCAUCGAUCAAAUGAAGGAGAACAACCUACGCCUGGCAGCCAUCUGUGCCUCAGAGAAAAAUGCUGUGGACGACUACUGACAGACUUUCAUUGUUAGUAACAUGCAUUGGUGUAAAAAAAAAAAAAAAAAAUCAAAGGCUUUUCAUGUACUAGGUGCAUAAUUUUCAUGUUCUGUUCCCUACUCUGUCCCAUUGCACCAGCAUUGUAGUUAUAACAUUUCUUUUAAAAUUGCCAAACUUUCUUAUCUUUAUCUCAGUAAUUAUUUUAUAAACAAUGUGGAAGUCAAUAAUGAUCAAGAAUUCCAUCAUGGGUUUCUCCUAAUGCCAAGUUUGCGUGAACACAUGAAAAUGAGAGUAAAAGCACUUUUUUUUUGGUUUAGAAGCAACACUUGGUUUUAACAAUUUUCAUUAAUUUUUUAUCCUCUAAGAUAAAUGUCAUUUAAAAUUUUUUGCUUCCGAUUGUAUUUAUGAUCAAAGCCAACAACUCUUUCCAAGAUUAUUGCAUUGUUACCCUUUUUUUUGUCAACCUGAAUAUUCAACUCAAUUAUACUAAAAAUUCU